UGAAGUUGCUAAUGCUAAUGAUGCUAAUUAAACACGGAGCCCAGGUGUGUUGAUCCCCAGCUCUCCCGCAGCUCCUCUCCUGCCUUUUGACAUUCACAUUACAACAUAACGUGAACAAUUAACAGGAGAUUAUUAAGUCUAUCAUAUGUUCGGAUUACUCGUUAAAAUGAAGGUACCAGAGGAGGAACUGAUGAGCGACAUCUUGAAGCGGCUAACGGGCGAGUCUGCCCUCCCCGCGUACAGCGACAUUGAGAAGUUUAAACUAGGAAAGGAAGGCUUAUACUUCGUAGCCGAGGAGUACGUUGAAACUGUGAAGAAAAGAGAAUUGGUCAACGCCAAGGAGCGACUGAGAAUCAGGAACUUGAACACAAUGUUCUCCCGCUUGAAGCGCAUGGUGCCACUAAUGCGACCAGACCGAAAGCCCAGUAAAGUGGACACACUCAAAGCUGCGACGGAAUACAUUCGAUUGCUUCUUGCUGUUUUGCAGGAUGCAGACAGUGAUGAUGGCAGUGGGACUGAUUUCCUAAAGAAUGCAAUCACUUAUGGCCAGACUGACUGCUUGGGUAAUGACCUGUGGAGAAUGGAUGAUUUGCUGAACAUGUCAGAGGAGCGCAUGGAAGAUGGAUUCAUCAUGCCCCCAGAACCACUAACUGAGGACGGAGAUAUGACCCGACUGAUGUUGCAACAUUGUGUGAUGCCUGCUUACCAGUUCAUCAUCCAAGUAGCCCCUGAUCAGACUUUGAUGUCUCAACCCUAGAGCAGAUGACUUGGACCAAUAUUGGAAACCUCAGGCGCCUGGUGAAGAAAGGAUUGUUCAUGAAGAAAAUGCAAUUUUAUUUGUCUUGUUUAAUUUAACUUUUGAAAAUAUAAAUUUAGUUUGAGUCAAUAUGAAUGUUUUUGUUAACCGUAUCCUUGGCAGCCCUUAAAUAAAAUGUACGAGACGCUUCUGUUUUUAACAUUUCUCUCUGACGAGGUUUGUUGUUUUUCUGUCGUAAGUCUUAUAGAUGCCGUCUCAUGCGAUAUCAACAAUUCAUGUUACCAGGUGUUAUAAAUAUGAAUGUAUCAGCCGUCAUGAAAUGUCCUUUGAGAGGAGACAUGUUUAGUUACAUCUCUGGCUCUCAUUGGUUGAUUUAAUAUACAAGUUUAUAUAUAAUUGAAUGUUGUGGGCUCAUGUCAAAAGCUUUAAUUUAAUGUUUAAUGUUGUAAUGACCCUUUGUACCUGGUGUUUUCAUAAAUACUAAGCUACAAGUGAAAGUCCUGCAUUCAAAACAUUUUACUAAAGUAGAAACACUAAAGUAUUGGUAUCAAAAUAAACUUAAACUACUCAUUCUGCACAAAGGCCCAUUUCAGGGUAAUAUGUUUUAUAUUUAAUUAUUA
Messenger RNA from Cottoperca gobio, 1377 nucleotides. RefSeq names its product folliculogenesis specific bHLH transcription factor (gene figla). Lineage: Eukaryota; Metazoa; Chordata; Actinopteri; Perciformes; Bovichtidae. Gene Ontology annotation, molecular function: protein dimerization activity; DNA-binding transcription factor activity, RNA polymerase II-specific; RNA polymerase II transcription regulatory region sequence-specific DNA binding. Gene Ontology annotation, biological process: developmental process; regulation of transcription by RNA polymerase II. Bases 146 to 757 code for a protein of 203 amino acids. The transcript is spliced from 6 exons. The record is from RefSeq and is a predicted model, not a curated record.